Messenger RNA from Oryza brachyantha (malo sina), 2366 nucleotides. RefSeq lists its product as uncharacterized. The record is from RefSeq and is a predicted model, not a curated record. NCBI's taxonomy places the organism in Eukaryota, Viridiplantae, Streptophyta, Magnoliopsida, Poales, Poaceae. The coding region runs from base 1 to 1815 and encodes 604 amino acids. The transcript is spliced from 5 exons.
AUGGGGGUGUCAGGGGCAGCAGAUGUGGGCGUCGGCAGUGAGGAUGGGGGAGGGGAUGGGAGCGACAUCAGGUCGUGGCGCUAUAAUUGGGGGGAAAAAAAGGGGAUCGGAGGACAGGUCACGGUUUGCCCCCAAUUCGCGAUCCCCCCUCCCACUCCGGCCCAGAUUCCGGCGAGCCGUCGCCCCCGACCCCCAAAUUGGCCGCGGAUCCUCGCCGCCCUCGCCGCGGGCUCCCGAUCGGAUAGUAUGGUGUUUUCACAUAACAAAAAUGCCAAUCAGUUUGACCCUCUUUCGUAUGUUAACCUGAGUGGACUAGAUGCUGACAAUCAACCUUCCUCAUUUACCGAAAUGAACUCAAGAGAUGCUCCUUCAAAUUCACAUGUUACAGAUGUUGGAAAGGAGAACAUGUUCAAUAACCCAGAGGAAUCAAAGAUCGCAAGCACUGGUCUUAAGGAUGGCUCUCCAAUUUCCCCUGAGAACUUCAGUUUUUCUUCUCUCCCAGGCAGCAGUUGUCAUUUGUCUACGCUGGAUCAUGGCAAGCGAUCUCUUUCUGAUGUCAGGCCAUUCCAGGUUGCCUGUAAGCGCCCAAAGCAAACAGACGAAAAUACCUGGUUGACGAGCACGUUUGACACAUCUUUUUCAGAUUUAGCUGGUGAGACAAGAGAGCCAGAUCACUUUUGUCAUAAUAGUGGUAUCUCAGCCUGCAAUACUAGUUCUGGCAUCCCUUACUCUAAUCUCGAGGAAUUAAUUGGAGAGGAAAACUUAUACCUACCAGAUUGGGUGACUACAUUCCCUGGUUAUAUUGAAGAUUUUUGGCCAGCUGCUGUGGCUGACCCGGCUGAUGACAUCAGCUCUCCUAUCCAUGAACACCUCCCUAGAAAAGCUGUUGCAAUUGGACCUGACCACCAAGCUGACAUUCCGGAAUGGAGGCCUAGACUUUCAAUGACCGUGCCUGGUGGUUCUGAAUCUUGUGCUGAUUUGUCAUACAGUUCUGUUUCCACUUCAGGGUCUUCUCCCAGGGAUGAGGACAGUGAAAAUGAUAAGUGGAUCAAGCACUGUGUCAUCCCAACGCCGAUUUCAUGUUCUGUUACUUGGGUUGGAGGCUAUGAAAAACAUUGUGGGUGCAGUGAUGAGGGUUCCAUUAGAUGUGUAAGACAGCAUGUUAUGGAAUCCAGAGAAAACCUCAAAAGAAGAUUUGGAGAGGACAUAUUUCGUGAGUUAGGUCUCAGUGAAAUGGGAGAAGAUAUUGCUCGGAGAUGGACAGAUGAGGAGGAGAGUCUCUUCCAUAGAGUUGUUUACUCUAAUCCUCCUUCCUUGGGCAAGAACUUUUGGCAUUUUCUCCCACGUGCUUUGCCAGGUAAAACUAGCAUGGAGCUUGUCAGCUACUAUUUCAAUGUCUUCAUGCUUCGUAAGAGGGCUCGGCAAAACAGAUCAGAACCAUUGCACGUGGACAGUGAUGAUGAUGAGGUUCCUGAUGAGCCUUCUGUAACAGAGGAGGACGAGGAUUCUGCAGUUGAGUCCCCAGCACAUGGUUACUACAUGAACAAUCCCAUGACGCCAGACUCUGAAGAAUCCUUCCCUGAAAAGGUAGCUGAUAGUUUAUCUGAGCUCAGAGAUGGACCAAGCCAGAAGAAUAUGGAAUCAAGCACAGAUAAUCCUGUAGGUGACGCCGACAUCCAAGAUGAGUCAUGCACAUCAUUUGAGGACCAUCGUAAUGGAGCUCAUGAGUCUAAUGGGGUUCAAUGUGCAGAGUUCCACAUGAUGGUGCCAAAUGCUACUCUAGACCACUAUGGUGACCAAGGUGCGUGCAUGUAGUUGUUUCUCGUGACUAUGAGCAUAAAAAAUAGGUUAUUAGAUGUUGACAUCAUGACAGAGCCUUCGAGGAUAUGGCUGAUGAAAGAGAUCAGAUGAUUUGUAUAUUGGAUUGUCAAUGCUUUGUUGAGAAAGUUGUUAUGAAAAAGUAUGACGACAAUACAAUAAAGUGGAUGGCCUUGGCGUUUGCCAAAUUUCAAACGCUGAGAUGGUUUUGAUAUUUGCUGAGGUUUUGAAAUGUGAGGGGAUUGCGCAACCGAAAGUCAAGACCAUUGCAUUGACAACAGAUGCCUUUGCCUUGGUAGGGCUGUUGCUCCAAGCCAGAAAAGGCUCGACGGGAGCGAGCUGUAUAGUGGUCAACUAGCUCAGUAUUUUUCAAAGCCAUUUUGUAAAGUAGCAUUUGGGACAAAACUGAGCUUUUGUGCGAUGUCGUCUUAUAUUCAUUCAUUGUACUCUUCCGGUCGUAUAUGUACAACCUAUUGCAUUGUGCAGUUGGAGUUGUAGAACUUAGUUGUCUGACCGUCGCCACAGUUGCAGCUACUCUGACCGAAGUU